AUGGCGGACGCAGACGGUCUCCUCGAUGCCGGGGAUAUGUUCAAGGACCCCGAAGGCUUCUACGAGCCCGAACCGGAGCCCACCUUUGCCGACCACCAGAUGCACUCCGGCGACGUUGUGCGCGUGCGCUUGGUCGGAAGCCAUCCUCUCUAUGGAAACCUGUUGUGGAACGCCGGCCGUACCAGCGCCCACUACAUCGAAGAACGCGCCCAUGAGCUCAUCACGGGCAAGGACGUCCUGGAGAUCGGCGCCGCCGCCGGCGUCCCCAGCAUCGUGAGCGCUGUCAAGGGCGCCCGCACCGCCGUCAUGACCGACUACCCUGAUCCGGACCUCGUCGAGAACAUGCGCUUCAACGCCGCCUCCUCCGCCGCCCUGAUCCCCGCCGGCUCCGCCCUGCACGUCGACGGAUACAAAUGGGGGAACCCAGUCGAGCCUCUCCUCGCCUACCUCCCCGCCGGCGCGACGGGCUUCGACGUCCUCAUCAUGGCGGACGUGGUGUACAGCCACCGCGAGCACCCCAACCUGAUCAAGACUAUGCAGCAGACGAUGAAGAAGACGCGCGACGCCGUCGCCCUCGUCAUCUUCACCCCGUACCAGCCGUACCUGCUCCCCAAGACCGAGAAGUUCUUCCCGCUGGCUGAGGAGAACGGGUUCCGCGUGACCAAGAUCUUUGAGAAGCUGAUGGAUGAUGUGUUGUUCGAGAACGAUCCGGGGGAUGAGAGACUCCGUAGGACUGUCUUUGGGUAUGAGAUCAGUUGGGCGGAGGACCAGUUGUGA
Aspergillus terreus NIH2624 is the source of this 777-nucleotide messenger RNA. It is a transcript of the gene efm7, whose product is annotated as putative nicotinamide N-methyltransferase Nnt1. Gene Ontology annotation, molecular function: protein-lysine N-methyltransferase activity. The transcript has 3 exons. Gene Ontology annotation, biological process: peptidyl-lysine dimethylation. Lineage: Eukaryota; Fungi; Ascomycota; Eurotiomycetes; Eurotiales; Aspergillaceae. The record is from RefSeq and is a predicted model, not a curated record. Bases 1 to 777 code for a protein of 258 amino acids.